CGAGAAUCUCUUUUGCCUCUGCAAGACAUGAUCGCACUACUCCACGACUGAAUCUCCCAAACUCGCCUCACUUCAACGUCGAACAUGACCGACUCGCCGGGGCCAGCGCUACAAUGGUCCGGGCAGUUCGUCACGUCUUCAGCACCUCAACGACAGACUCUACCCGGUGACAAGAUCACGCUGCCUCCGUCGGCACUCGAACAACUGCUCUCCGCAUCUUCCCAGCUCGCAGCGCAAAAUGCGCGCCAGAACCUCCCCACCUACGACCCUUUCAAUGCGUCAUCCUAUUCUGCCCUCAUGCAGGCCGAGUCGCAGUACCAAGACCAGCGUCAGCAGCUCCCAUACCCUCUCACUUUUCGAUUGGUGAAUCCCGUCAACGGCCGAGUCGUGUAUGCGGGGAUCCGUGAGUUCACUGCCGACGACGGCGAGGCUGCGCUCAGUCCUUUUUUGCGAGAAGCGCUGGGUCUACGGCACGAUGGAAAGGAGCAGAAGAAAGACACUGGUAUGGAAGAUGAGGAUGUGAACAUGGAAAAUGGCGGACCGAGUCAUGCCAUCACCGUUCACGCAAAACAACUACCCAAAGGCACAUUUGUGAAACUUCGACCGCUUGAAGCAGGAUACGAUCCCGAAGACUGGAAGGCAUUGUUGGAACAGCACUUACGGCAGAACUAUACCACUCUCACAAACGGCGAGAUCUUGGCAGUCCCGGGUAGCAGAGGUCUCAACGGCAUCAGGGAGGAGUUCAGAUUUUUGGUCGAUGGAUUCAAACCCGAGACGGACGGAGUUUGCAUUGUCGAUACCGACCUCGAAGUCGAUAUUGAAGCAUUGAACGAAGAGCAAGCACGCGAGACGCUAAGGCGAAUUGCCGAGAAAUUGCACAAAGCCCCAGGCACAGAUCAAGGGAGUUCGGCUGGCGGAGACAUUGAUAUCUUCAAAGCACAAGAAGGCCAAGUGCUGCCCGGUGACUACGUGGAUUACAACCUGUCCUCCUGGGAUCGCGCACACCCGAUUGAGUUCGAAUUGACGUUGCAAAACGAUGACGAUGAGGUCGACCUUCUCCUCAGUCCAUUAUCACCCACACAGCGCGCGAAGCCUAGGAUGGACGAACACGUCUUUGCAGAUUUCGAAGGCCGGCCGCGGAAGAGAAUACGACUGGAGCCGUCCAAUGCUGACCUUGAGCACGCCGAGGCUCUGCAGCUUUCUGUACACGCAUUGUCUGCCAGCGAAUUGCAGUCGAAUGGGGACAAUGUCACCAAUGGAACCACUACACAUCCAAUACACUAUACGCUACGUGCAUAUCAUCCAGAUGGCACCAAAGCAGUCCAGAACGGGGCCCAAGCUUCAGAUGUGCCUCCCAGUCCCGACGACAUCCGGUGUAAGAACUGUCAUCAGUGGAUUCCCAAAGGUAGCAUGGUCCUGCACGAGAACUUCUGUUUCCGGAACAACAUCCUCUGUCCGCACGGCUGUGGCCAAGUCUUCCAGAAACGCUCCCCAGCAUACGAGCACCACUGGCACUGCCCUCACGAUACCUCCUUCGGCAACACUCCGCUCGCUCAUACCAAACACAACACUCUCUUCCACCCCGCGUCCGUCCUCCGUUGUCCCAACUGCGACACGCAAGAGACCUUCUCCACCCUGCCCCUCCUCGCCCACCACCGCACAACUACCUGCCCCGCUAAACCCAUCCUCUGCCGUUUCUGCCACCUCGUUGUACCACAAGAGGGCGACCCCGACGUGCCGAACGCCGAAGCCCUGCUCUCAGGAAUGACACCUCACGAACUAGCAGACGGCGCACGAACUACAGAAUGCCAUCUGUGUAGCAAAAUUGUACGUCUUCGCGACAUGAGCACGCACCUCAAGAAUCACGACCUCGACCGCUUGGCGCGCGCGCGCCCGAUUCCGUGUCGCAAUGUCCUCUGCGGCCGCACGCUGGAUGUCUGCUCUAAGAGUGGCGAUACCCGUGCGGGUACGCGCAUGGGACAGGGCCCCGGCAACGAUGUGGGGUUGUGCAGCGUGUGUUUCGGCCCGCUGUAUGUCAGCAUGUACGACCCCGAGAACAAGGCUUUGAGACGCAGAAUCGAGAGGAAGUAUUUGCAACAAUUGCUCACCGGCUGCGGCAAGAGCUGGUGCCGCAAUGAAUUCUGCAAGAACGGACGCAAGAAUUUCGAGAUUGGCGGAGGCACGACUCUGACGGCCAAGGACGCGCUACCAAUGAUCAAGCCUUUUCUCGACGGCUUGAGUCAUGCCGGUGCUGGUGGUACGCCGUUGCACUUCUGCGUUGACGAAGGGAGCCAGAAGCGGAGAACACUUGCCGAGUUCCUGGCUGCGGAGGAGGAUGGGCAGGGUGGAGUGCGUGGGCGUGGGUUUCGAUGGGAGUGGUGUCUCGGUGCGCUGGAGGCGGAGAGUGGGAGUCUAGAUGCUGCGAGGAUGUGGUUGAAGAAUUACGCUCCGACGAGGGCGGAGGAGGAGCGGUUGUAGUGGCGAGGCGGGGGGGUUGAAUUCAUGUAGACCUCGAACGCCGAAACGUUUACCAGC
Molecule: messenger RNA, 2535 nt
Organism: Neohortaea acidophila
Lineage: Eukaryota; Fungi; Ascomycota; Dothideomycetes; Mycosphaerellales; Teratosphaeriaceae
Product: ubiquitin fusion degradation protein UFD1-domain-containing protein
Exons: 2
Coding region: 85-2478 (797 amino acids)
Cellular component (GO): VCP-NPL4-UFD1 AAA ATPase complex
Molecular function (GO): polyubiquitin modification-dependent protein binding
Source: RefSeq, a predicted model, not a curated record